Molecule: messenger RNA, 916 nt
Organism: Daphnia magna
Lineage: Eukaryota; Metazoa; Arthropoda; Branchiopoda; Diplostraca; Daphniidae
Gene: Sbds
Product: ribosome maturation protein SBDS
Exons: 4
Coding region: 81-836 (251 amino acids)
Biological process (GO): cytosolic ribosome assembly; ribosome biogenesis
Source: RefSeq, a predicted model, not a curated record
GUUAUGUCGUCUGCACUUUUAUCUCAUCCCAUUCCCUCCUUUUUCUAUUCUACGCGACCACGCUGAUCGCACAUACAAAAAUGUCUAAAAUAUUUACCCCUACAAAUCAAAUUCGGCUGACGAAUGUUGCUGUUGUGCGAAUGAAAAAAGGAGGUAAACGUUUCGAAAUAGCCUGUUACAAAAAUAAAGUCGUCUCAUGGAGAAACAAAGUUGAAACGGAUCUGGACGAGGUUCUUCAAGCUAGAACGGUAUUUACCAACGUUUCUAAAGGUCAAGUAGCAAAAAAAGAAGAUUUGCUGGCAAGUUUUGGAACAGAAGAUCAAAACGUCAUCUGUCAGGAAAUUCUUGCAAAAGGUGAACUGCAAGUGUCAGAGAAAGAGCGUCAUGUUCAGCAGGACUCCAUGUUAAAGGAAAUUGCCACAAUGGUAUCAGACAAAUGUGUUAAUCCUGAGACCAAAAGACCAUAUCCUGUAACCAUGAUCGAAAAGGCCAUGAAAGAUAUUCAUUUUUCAGUCAAACCUAACAGGAAUUGUAAACAACAGACCCUUGAGGUUAUAAAAAUGUUGAAAACUCAAAUGCCUAUUGAAAGGGCACACAUGAGGUUGAAAAUAACCGCUUCAAAAGAAGGUAGGAAGCUGAAAGAAAAACUGGUGAAGUUGUGUACCAGUAUUGAGUCUGAAGAAUGGGAAGACAGCACACUUAUUAUGGUGUGCCUGAUCGAUCCUGGUAAUUUUCGCGAAAUUGAUGAUCUGGUCAGAUCUGAAACAAGAGGUCAAGGACAUAUGGAUCUCCUUAACUUAAAGGAAGUAACGGAAGGAGAAGAAACGGUUGAAUAAUACAUUUCCACGCUAUCUUACGUUAAAAAGGAAAAUAUACAGUUUUUUUUGGUGUCCGUGGUGGCCCUACCUAUUCGAAA